Molecule: messenger RNA, 2424 nt
Organism: Suricata suricatta (meerkat)
Lineage: Eukaryota; Metazoa; Chordata; Mammalia; Carnivora; Herpestidae
Gene: RIC8A
Product: RIC8 guanine nucleotide exchange factor A
Exons: 10
Coding region: 158-1750 (530 amino acids)
Biological process (GO): G protein-coupled receptor signaling pathway
Cellular component (GO): plasma membrane; cytoplasm
Molecular function (GO): G-protein alpha-subunit binding; guanyl-nucleotide exchange factor activity
Source: RefSeq, a predicted model, not a curated record
GCUUUCCCCGCGCGCAGUUCUGGCCCCGCUACCCGGCGCCGCGCACGCCGGUCCCGGCUUCCCCUGCGCGCCGAGUUAGGGCGGGGCGAGCGGGCUCCUCCUGGAGUCCGAAAGCCAAGCCUCUCCCAGCAGCCCCCCGCGGCAUCCCGGGGGCGCCAUGGAACCUCGGGUGGUGGCGGAUGCUGUGGAGACAGGAGAGGAGGAUGUGAUUAUGGAGGCUCUGCGCACGUACAACCGGGAGAACUCCCAGAGUUUCACGUUUGAUGAUGCCCAACAGGAGGACAGGAAGAGACUGGCAGAGCUGCUGGUCUCGGUCCUGGAGCGGGGCUUGCCAUCCUCCCAACGUGUCACCUGGCUGCAGAGCAUCCGCAUCCUGACCAGGGACCGCAGCUGCCUAGACCCUUUCACCAGCCGCGAGAGCCUGCAUGCACUUGCCUCCUAUGCAGGCAUCGCCUUGGAGGGGUCCGUCCCAGAGCCUCUGGACAUGGACGUUGUACUCGAGUCUCUUAAGUGCCUGUGCAACCUCGUGCUCAGCAGCCCGGUGGCACAGGUGCUGGCCGCAGAAGCCCGCCUAGUGGUGAGGCUCGCAGAGCGCGUGGGGCUGUAUCACAAGAGCAGCUUCCCACAUGAAGUCCAGUUCUUUGACUUGCGCCUCCUCUUCCUGCUAACGGCUCUUCGCACUGAUGCCCGCCAGCAGCUGUUUCAGGAGUUGCAGGGGGUGCGCCUGCUGACUGAUGCCCUGGAGCUGACACUGGGAAUGACCCCUGAGAUGGGUCCUCCUGAGCUCCUUCCUCCCCAGGAAACUGAGCGGGCCAUGGAGAUCCUCAAAGUGCUCUUCAACAUCACCUUUGACUCCAUCAAGAGGGAGGUGGAUGAGGAAGAUGCUGCCCUUUAUCGGCACCUGGGGACCAUUCUGCGGCACUGUGUGAUGGUCGCUGCUGCUGGGGACCGCACAGAAGAGUUUCACGGCCACACAGUGAAUCUCUUGGCAAAUUUGCCCCUCAAGUGUCUGGAUGUCCUUCUUACCCUGGAGCCACGUGAAGGUUCCCUAGAGUUCCUGGGAGUAAACAUGGAUGUGAUUCGUGUCCUCCUCAGCUUCUUAGAAAAACGUCUGCACCAGACGCACAGGCUGAAAGAGAGCGUGGCCCCCGUACUGAGCGUGCUGACGGAGUGUGCCCGCGUGCACCGCCCUGCAAGGAAGUUCCUGAAGGCCCAGGUGCUGCCCCCACUGCGGGACGUGAGGACCCGGCCGGAGGUCGGAGACCUGUUGAGGAACAAGCUCGUUCGCCUUAUGACACACCUGGAUACUGAUGUGAAGAGAGUGGCAGCUGAGUUCUUGUUUGUCCUGUGCUCUGAGAGUGUGCCCCGAUUCAUCAAGUACACGGGCUACGGAAAUGCUGCUGGCCUCCUGGCUGCCAGGGGCCUCAUGGCGGGGGGCCGGCCUGAGGGCCAGUAUUCGGAGGACGAGGACACAGACACAGAGGAGUACAAGGAAGCCAAGGCCAGCAGCAUAAACCCAGUGACCGGGAGAGUGGAAGAAGAGCCACCCAACCCCAUGGAGGGCAUGACGGAGGAGCAGAAGGAACAUGAGGCCAUGAAGCUGGUGAACAUGUUUGACAAGCUCUCCAGGCACAGAGUCAUCCAGCCUAUGGGGAUGAGUCCCCGGGGUCAGCUCACAUCCCUGCAGGAUGCCAUUUGUGAGACCAUGGAAGGGCAGCUCUCCUCAGAACCUGACUCAGACCCCGACUGAGGACACCCAUUCUUCUGUUCCCCCUUCAGAACUGGUGCUGCUGCCGGAGAUGGCCUUGGGACUGUGACCCUGGGAAGCCAUGCUUGGAGACGCUUUUCUCUUUACUUCCAAAGUUCUGUUAAUGGUUUGUCUCUGGUCCAGUUUCUUAUCUUUAGGACUGUGAGGGCCUUGUCCUGCUGGAACUCUGGGAACUCAACCUUGAUCUCCACAGAUGAGAUGGUCUCGUGUGCCAAGAGGAAGUGUGCAGAGGCUGCUGCCUGGGGGCAGGAGCUGAGCAUGGGCACGUGCACACACAACCAUGUCCAGGGCUGGCAUAUUGGCCCAGAACUUCUGUGUCAGGCAAGCACUGCAGUUCACAGGAAAAGAACUUGCUAGGGCCAUGUAUACUAAUGUCAGAAACAUACUUUCAAGGUACGCUCUGCUAUCUCUGUCCCCACUGAGCUCAGGACUGGUAGCCUCGUAUGCAUUCUUCGUCCUCGCUCAGCACUCGGCUGUAGUAUCCACAGCACCCAAGCUCUCACUGGUGGUGACAGUGGAAUCCUGGCCUUCCCACUGGCGUAGACAAUAAAUAAUGAAGGAAAGUGCACCUCAUAAAACUAUAAGUCUGGAUUUCUGUCAUGUACCACAAAGCAUCACUGAAACAUCACCUUGGAAUACAGUUUCGAGCAAAAGAG